AUGUCCAGUAUGACUACCAGGAAUGGAGGUGUUCGCCAGACUGACGGGACUGCUGGCAAUGUUUUGGACAAGCAUAAGGACGCGUCGGUGAUCACUGACGCCUCUGCAUCGUCGGCAGUUAAGCGCUCCACUGACCUGUUCACGGAAGAAGACAAGGAUGCUCUUCAGCCUGCUGCACAUGGUGCUAAGGAAGCGAUUCGGGAUUUACUCGCUGCGGGUGCUGGGGAUAAGGCACAGCAGGGUGAUGGUGCUGGUACGAGCAAUGUCAACAAUGAAGUGCCUGGCGGGACCCUGCCGAAGGAGAAAGAGGAGAUGGUCAACAAGCCUGUUAAGCAUGAUGACGACGAGGAAGACGACGGUUACCUCAGUGAUGAUCCGGAGGAGCGGUACGAUGUGCAGGCGAAGAACGAAGUUGCACAGCGGAUUCGUUUCGCCAUCGUGUUGCUGAUCCCGAUCGCUUUCAAGCCGGAAGCGACGCGCGUGCAGGCGACGUUGCGUGCGCUCUUCAACUUGUGGAGGAAAGAUCUGCACAUGGAGAUUCAGGCGACGACAAAAUUUCAGGAGCUGACGGCACUGUUUCUGAACAAGAAGCAGUAUACGAGGCUCCAGGUUACCUUUGAGAGGGCCCGGGAUGCCAAUUUCGUGUGGAAGCACGGGAUUGUGCAUACCUGUGUUGACGGGAAGCGUAUCAAUUUGGACUGGCAGCACCCGGUGGACCCUGCUUACGUGAAGGCGCGUGCUGCGGACCCGCUGUUGAUCGAGGUCCUGUUUAAGGAAGUGGACGCGGUGAUCACGCCUGAGAUGCUGUGCGAGAUGCUGGUGACGGUGAAGUUGGAGAAGAGGGGCCGUCCGGCCUUUAAGGAGGGGUGUUGCUUCCAUCGGGUGGUGAACCCUGUCACGGGGAUGGAUACUGACAAGGUUAAGGGGCUGGUGAAACAGCACGUGGGUGAUCAGCUAAUCUUGAAGGACCCGGCUUUGGUGCUGAUUUCAACCGCGGGGAACCGCGAGGAGUGGAUCUGUGUCCAGGAGAGUUGCGAGAAGGCGAGCGGGGUCUCUUUCGCCCAGGCAGUGGAGCAUGUUGUCACCCAGCGGCACAGCGAUGGUUUGGAGUCAGGGUCUGCGUCGCGGAGCUCCAAGGCAGGGGUCAAUUUGGUGGCGGCGAAGAAGGAGUUCGGAGUGUGA
Molecule: messenger RNA, 1182 nt
Organism: Closterium sp. Naga37s-1
Lineage: Eukaryota; Viridiplantae; Streptophyta; Zygnematophyceae; Desmidiales; Closteriaceae
Source: the annotation of a GenBank genome assembly